AAAAAAAAAAUUUUUUUCUUCAUUCUCACGGCUUUAAAUUUUUUGACGAUUAGAAGCGAAAAAAAAUUUUUCUCAUAAUGACAGUUGGACGGAGAACUUUUCUCGUUUGGAGAAUUAUUCAAUUUUGGACUAUUCUAAAUAUAUUUAUCCUAGAAAUUGUUCAGAUAUCAGGAUUUCAUUCAACUUAUUGGUUGGGACCAGCUAAUAAUCAAAAUAUAAUCUGGGUAUCUGAGGCGAUUAGUUUUGUUGUCAUAGGACUUACAUUGGUCAAUUUCAAUGAACGAUGGGAGAAUGGACCAUUUAAAACAGAUAUGGCCUUUGAUUGGAUUUUAUUUAUCGUUUGGAAUGUUCAAAGUUUUUUGAAUAUAACACCCGCCAUUUUCGGUUAUGGAUUAAAUUGUAGUUUAGGUGCGAUUCCAUAUAAGAUAACCACAUUUGAUGGACAAACGAGAUGUCGUUUAUUCAUUGUCAGUACAGCUCUUUCAUAUUUCGCCCUUUUUACUACAGUUGUUACAUUAAUGUUAUCAAAAUCAAGAUGGGACAAUAGAGAAUUAAUUCAAUCAUCGAGUCGUAAUCGUAAAUUGCAAGCAUUUUACAAAGUUCAAAAAGGUUCAUUAGAUAAUGGUGAACCUGCAUUAUUCUUUUAUUCAAGGAAUACAUCUCCUAAUAGUUUACAUAGAACUAAAUUAAGAAAUUCAAUUAAACAUACUUUACCACCAUCAUCAUCUCCUAUUAAUAUUUCAAUACCAGAACCUGAAAUGGCUGCUAUUACAAAAGAUAGUAAAGAGACUUCUAUUGCUAUUAAUGAUGAAAAAAAUGAAAAUGAAAAAGAUGAUUCAGUUUUGAAAUAUUAAAAAUUUACAUUUGUUAUAAUAUAUAUACAUUUUUUAUAAUCUUAAUAUCUUAAUUAACAAACAUAUGUUCUAUACUAUUUGAACUUUUUUUUUCUCUUUUCCUUUAUUUUAUAUUAUAUAUUUAAUAAUAAUU
Molecule: messenger RNA, 987 nt
Organism: Rhizophagus irregularis DAOM 181602=DAOM 197198
Lineage: Eukaryota; Fungi; Glomeromycota; Glomeromycetes; Glomerales; Glomeraceae
Source: RefSeq, a predicted model, not a curated record